Annulohypoxylon maeteangense is the source of this 3128-nucleotide messenger RNA. RefSeq lists its product as uncharacterized. The transcript has 4 exons. NCBI's taxonomy places the organism in Eukaryota, Fungi, Ascomycota, Sordariomycetes, Xylariales, Hypoxylaceae. The annotation marks the transcript as partial. The record is from RefSeq and is a predicted model, not a curated record. Gene Ontology annotation, cellular component: cytoplasm.
GCCGCCGGGUCUUUGAAGUUACAAACCUUCAUCUACGAACAAACGAAGUCGGAAUGAUGGGCACCUAGGAAUAUUCAUGAAAUUUUCUUAAAAUUUCAAUCAUUCUCUACAUUUCCUAAUUAUCCCCGAGAACUGCCACGAUGCGACUUCUUUGGUACGCAGGGUCUUCGACGGCCCUGGCGGCCGGCGUUGUCGCUUAUGCUUUCAACCAACGUGCCAACUUCUAUUCCGCCAUGGUCUACCUAUCGCAAAAUAAUCUUAGUCUUAUGAUCCUCAUAAACCUUGUUCUCUUAGUCUAUGGCUCUUUCGUCUGGGGCCUUCAGCGAUUAUGUUAUGGCCCUCUCCGACCCGUCGAGAUCGAACAACUGUACGAGAAGGCCUGGUUUGCCGUGACCGAGACUUGUCUUGCCAUGACUAUCUUCCGCGAAGAAGUUGGAGCUUGGUUCCUGGUUAUGUUUACGGCUUUGGUUACCGGCAAGGUGUGGGAAUGGAUAGGCGAAGGUCGCGUCGAGGUCCUCGAACAGCAACCUCCCGUUAACCCACGACUUUUCCAUACGAGACUCAGCAUUUCCCUCCUGCUUAGCGUCAUUUACGAUACCUGGCUAUUUACAUACACUGUAAAUGCCGUCAUCCAACAGGCUCGCCCUAAUAUGAUGGUUAUGUUCUUGUUCGAGUUUGCUAUUUUGGCUGCUUGCUCGUUCCGCACCGGUUUCCGAUAUGUCCUGUCGCUGGUCGAAGCCGAUAUAGUUAAGAAGCAGACUCGCCAGAGACUGGAAGAACGGCGUAGGCAGGUCCGGGAACAGCGUGCCGAGAUCAUGAGGCGCCGCGAAUCUGGUGACGCUGCAGAGGCCGAAGCCGCGGCGCAAGAAGAGCUGCCUCCUAACGAAGCGGAUAUCGACGAGACAGAUAUCGAAGUGCAAGGAUGGGAAUCUAAAGGGCAAUGGGUCUUAAGUCUGGACCUGUUCACUGACUUCGUCAAGCUCGGCAUAUAUUCCGCAUUCUUCGCCAUCUUGAUGAUGUUCUAUGGUCUACCUAUCCACAUUAUGCGCGAUCUCUUCCUGACAGCGCGAUCAUUUGUUAAGCGCCUCAGCGCCCUGAUGCAGUAUCGCAAGGCUUUGCAGGUGAUGAACAAUUAUCCCGAUGCUACUGUGGAGGAGUUAACACGCGAGGAUACAUGCAUCAUCUGCAGAGAAGAUAUGAGACCGUGGGACCCAUCUGCCGUGGGCGCGGUAGAACGGUUUCGUCCAAAGAGACUACCAUGUGGUCAUAUCUUACAUUUUGGAUGUCUCAGGAGUUGGUUAGAGAGACAACAAGUGUGCCCAACCUGUCGACGUCCAGUUACUAUCGAAGGAGCCGCAUCUAACGGUGGUGCGGCUCCCCCAGGUGCGAAUCCUGGCGGUCAGCCUAACGCUCCAGGUCAACAGGCGCCAGGCAAUAGAGCUGCUAAUGGCGGACAACCUGCGCAGGCGCGUGGGGCCGGCAACAUGAGAGUAUUCCAGUUUGGCCCCAUUCGAUUAGGAUUUGCUCAGGGCAACGCCCAAAAUAUCCAUGAGAUGGCUCAACGGCUACGUUUUCCUCUCGACGCUCCCAACGGCCCCGCAGUACCACCGACACCUACCCAAGCACCUCCCACUGGUACUGCUACUCACCUUGGCAAUAACGCUAGUAUUAUGGAGAUCCAGGGACAGCUCCAAAGCCUAUCACAACGAAUCCAACAGGAGAUGCAAGCUUUACAGACGAGCCAAGUCGAACUUCAGACUCUAUAUGCUCUAACGGCAGAGCUAAACCGCCUCCGUCAGAUCCAACAAGAACCCCAACCUGCACCGGUCGUCCAACUUGGACAACCAGGUGUUGGCGUUCAUCUCGGUCCUUACCAACCGCCUAUGCCACAAAAUCCCCUACCCCCAUUCCAGCCUUUACCACAACUUCAACCACAACAAUUCCCACCUAUGACACAAAUACCCCAGUUUCCAAGCUUUCCUCCUCGCGUGUCAACGCCGACUAUGGUUCGACAUGGAGGUGCGCCUUACUCUGCAUCUGUCCCUGCAGGUAGCCCAGACUUGCCCGAAGGAGUCGUCAUCCCACCUGGCUGGUCUUUAUUGCCUCUCCAACGCCUUGACGGCCAACCAUCACAAGCUCCCCAUCAAUCCGUUCAGCAGGUCGACUUCAAUGGCCAGCAAUCACAGCCAGCUGAUACGGUGAAUAGGAAUGUCGUGACUGGUAGCGCUACUGGAAUUCCUCGUUCAUCAAGCUCCAGAGCUGGCGAGUCCAAUACUAGAAGUUUCGGGAUUCCUAGUGGAUUCCCAGAGGAUGGCCCCAGCCAGGCGACUUCUCAAGUACAAAGAGAAACGCCAGAAGUAGCGGCGCCAACGCCAGUGAUGCCUAACUGGGGUGGCCGUGCACAGCUCUUCACAAAUAACAAUUCGGCCGCGACAAACGAGGCCGAGGCCCGAACGGAAGAGCCGUCGACAUCGGAAGCUCCUCAACGCCAGAACUCAGGUGAUGAGCAAGAAACAGCAGCGGGCGGCGAUACAAAGGGCAAGGCGAAAGCUGUGACGAUCGAGGACGUGGAGGAGGCAGAGGAUGAAUAAAAAUAGGUGGUCAUUUCUCGAGCCACGUCCCCGGCUCUGUAUUCACAAAGGGGAAAUUGCAUCAGGGGCAAGGCGUUGGUGGCGUUGGGAUUUCAGUUCCUAAAACAAAAUACUUGAAUGGUAUGCGUAUCUGGUAUGAUGACAGGUUUUGUACCAUGAAUGAUUAGGAACAAUUCCUGCAUUGGUCAUGUUUGCUGAAUAUUGUAGGCAUUAAUAGCGGGUUGCCGUUACGAACUCUGCUUCGGACGUGAUGGAUGAAUAAACGCUAAACGUACCUAGUGCCUAAGACGAUAGAAAGAAAAAAAGAGAGAAAAGCGAAACAUGUUACGUCGGAUGAUAUUACCUAUUACCUACCUACCUACUAGGUAUCUAGUAACCAUUAUUACACUUACUAAUCCACGGGAAUAAUGUUCCCUAAAUGGGCUUUAAAACUGGUGGUCGUACUAAUGAGAGCUAGUCGAGAGGUCUAGAAUGUUUGAGGUUUUUGAUGUUUGAGCAAUACGAGUUAUUAAAAUUGCAUACCGUACCUAUACAGAG